Messenger RNA from Pseudomyrmex gracilis, 894 nucleotides. RefSeq names its product elongation factor 1-beta' (gene eEF1beta). The record is from RefSeq and is a predicted model, not a curated record. Gene Ontology annotation, molecular function: guanyl-nucleotide exchange factor activity; translation elongation factor activity. Gene Ontology annotation, cellular component: eukaryotic translation elongation factor 1 complex; cytosol. The transcript is spliced from 3 exons. Bases 103 to 750 code for a protein of 215 amino acids. NCBI's taxonomy places the organism in Eukaryota, Metazoa, Arthropoda, Insecta, Hymenoptera, Formicidae. Gene Ontology annotation, biological process: translational elongation.
UACGUAGCUCUCUCUUUCGGCGACAAGACGAAGGGAAUCCCUUUACGCUGAUCCGAUCAUCUUCCUGUCACUUAUUUACUUAAUUUUGAUCACGCUUUUGCCAUGGCCGUAGGUGACCUCAAAACAGACAAGGGUGUCGAGGACCUCAAUACCUACUUAGCUGAUCGCAGUUAUAUUGAGGGGUGGCAACCAACUCAGGCUGAUGUUGCAGUACUUGAGGCUCUUGGAAAAACACCGACAUCUUCAAAUCCUCAUGUUCUUCGCUGGUACAAUCACAUAAAGUCUUACGAUCUUAAGUCACUUCCUGGUGAAAAGAAAGCCCCGGCUAUUUUUUGUAUUGCCAACACGGCAAAGGCGAACGACGACGAUGAUGAUUUAGACUUAUUCGGCUCAGACGAUGAAGAGGACGUGGAAGCUGCAAAAAUUAGAGAGGAAAGGUUAAAAGCGUACGCGGAAAAGAAGUCGAAGAAGCCUGCGGUAAUCGCCAAGUCGAGUAUCGUGCUUGACGUUAAGAGUUGGGGGGAUGAAACAGACAUGGAAGUGAUGGAAAAAGCAGUGAGAUCGAUCCAGAUGGACGGUCUUGUUUGGGGUGCAUCAAAACUUGUCCCAGUGGGCUAUGGCAUAAACAAGUUACAAAUAAUGUGCGUGAUAGAAGACGAGAAAGUGUCGGUGGAUUUGUUAAUGGAACAAAUUCAAGAAAAUGAAGACCUAGUUCAAUCCGUAGAUAUUGCUUCGUUCAACAAAAUCUAAAGGAAAGAAACAGCUCAUUACUUUUAAUAUUGGAUUAAUAAAUAUUAAUUGUUUGUAUAUAUAAUUUGUUACUCUCUUAAUACACCCAAAGAGUUUUCUAUAAUGCGGUCUUCGAGAGUAAUAUAAUGCUGCUGUAGCUUCACA